AUGUGCGGCAAUCCGAAUACUCGUCUUCUCUCUCGGUUGGUCAUCGACUUUCUCAUCCUCCUGGGGAUCUUCGGCGUGGCCCUGGUGCUGCUGCCCCAAAAGCUUCCCACUGCCCAGCGGGGCUUUCACUGCAGCGACCUGAGUCUGCAGUACCCUUAUCACCAGCCUUGGCUGACCAAGGUCCAUCUCACCAUCGCAGUGGUGGUCCUCCCAGCGUCCUUCAUUCUCGUAGUCGAGAUGGUCAGAGCCGCCUUUGUGCCGGAAACAACGGAGCUGAAGCAGCGCUUUGUCUUCGUGGGAGCCCGAAUUCCUAGCUUCAUCAGCGAGUGCUACAAGACAGUGGGAGUGUAUCUAUUCGGCCUGGGUCUAGCCCUACUUGCGAUCCGGGUGACCAAGCACUCCACAGGGCGUUUGCGACCCUACUUCUUCGACGUCUGCCAGCCCACGUGGGGCGAGGAGGGCGAUGGCAAGUGCCUCGGGACUGCCGGGGGAAACUCUUCUUCCUACAUUGAGAAAUUCGACUGCACGGAGUUCGCGACUCCGGCUGAUCUAGUCUCCAUUGUGCGCCACUCCUUUCCCAGCGGAUUCGUGACCACCACCAUCUAUGCCAUGGUUUUUCUGAUAUUCUACGCCCAGGCUCGGAUGUUCGCCCCGUGGAUGCGGUUCCUCCGUGCCACUCUGCAGAUGGCUUGUGCGUCUCUAGCUCUUGGCGUCUGCUGGGAGCGCAUCUCAACAUACCAGAACCAUUUGUCAGAUGUAGCGGCGGGGGCUGCUCUCGGCGUGUUUCUGGCGUUCUUCGGUGCCGUCGUGGUGGCUGGCCUGUUUACGGAGGUGCGGGUGAAGCGGCGCCAGUGGCCCAGGAACGAACAGAUCUAUGGCUAUGCAGGGUACUAUAAUAGAGCUACAUAUGGAUACUGAAUGAACUUACCAAGCUUUUGCUA
This is a messenger RNA of Drosophila bipectinata, 941 nucleotides long. Its product is annotated as putative phosphatidate phosphatase. Gene Ontology annotation, biological process: phospholipid metabolic process; phospholipid dephosphorylation; signal transduction. Gene Ontology annotation, molecular function: phosphatidate phosphatase activity. NCBI's taxonomy places the organism in Eukaryota, Metazoa, Arthropoda, Insecta, Diptera, Drosophilidae. The record is from RefSeq and is a predicted model, not a curated record. Gene Ontology annotation, cellular component: plasma membrane.